AUGAAAGGGUUAGGAGGCAAUCGAAGCCGUCACCUUUCUGACAACUGCGAUCCUACAAAUGACCAAAUGUACCCAAGCUCUACCCCGGAAAGGAAUCCCUACCUGCUCAGUCCAGCAGCCUCGUAUCAAAUGGAGCAUCACCGCUUCCCAGCUUCCAGCGCCAUACAGGGGGACUGCCUCCUCCCCUUAAACAAUCAGAUUGCCAGCAGCACCUUCCCCAGGAUCCACUACAACUCGCACUUUGACCUGCAAGAUGAGUGUGGUUUCACCCCAAAUACUUCCACAAGCAAAAUUAAUCGCAUUCCUGCUAACCUGCUGGACCAGUUUGAGAAGCAGCUGCCUAUUCACAGGGAUGGAUUCCACACACUGCAGUUCCAGAGGGGUGACAACAAACACCGGAGUGAAAGUCCAGGUCGGAUACGCCACCUCAUGCACUCCGUGCAAAAGCUCUUUGCGAAAUCUCAGUCCCUUGAGGCUACCGGCAAAGGAAGUAUGAAUGGGAGCAAAUAUGGCUCGGAGGACUCCAAGCAGAGCAAGAGAAGCAAGAGCAAGGACCGAAAAUUGGAAUCAAAACGCAGAACAAGAACAAACAUUUCAGGCUGGUGGAGUUCAGACGAUAACCUGGAUAGUGACAACUGCAACUACCGGAAUCCAAUGAGUUUAAUGACACUUGGGAGGCGCACUGAUCACGGACCUGCCAAAUACUUCAUGAAUGCAUAUAACACAAUCAGUGAACAUACCCUUAAAGCUUCAAAGAGCAAUAAUGACUUGAAAUGUUCACCAUGUGUGAAUAUACCAAUAAAUGCUGACUCAAAGUACAUAAAGAGGGGUUCCUGGUCCACACUAACCCUAAGCCAGACUCGAGAAGUUUGCCAAAAAUCAUCUGCAACUAUGGACAAAGCACUAUUGAAAUCCAAGUCAUAUCAUCAUGAUCUUGCUUCUCAGUACUUGAAGGUCCCUCUCCACGAAGACUGGAAUAGCACUCUUUCCCGUGGAAAAGUGGGGGAAAUUCCCUGUCGACGAAUGCGUAGCGGCAGCUACAUAAAGGCAAUGGGAGAUGAUGACAGUGAAGACUCUGAAAUGAGCCCUAAGCCAUCCCCAAAGACUGCAGCAAGACGUCAAAGCUAUCUCAAGGCCACACAGCAAUCACUCAGUGAGCAGAUCAAAAUUAGUAUUAGUAAAGAGCAUUCUCCAAAGAGACAAUUGAGACACCUUUUCCACAGCUAUCUUGCAUCAGUGAGUGAGUCCAUCCACAGGAGUCUUGAUUGCCUGGAUACAGCAGAACUGAAUUCACCCAGCUUUCAUGGAUGGAAUGAGGACUACAUGGGAAGCUCAGAUACCCUCAACCAAGUCAAAGAAAUGGAUUUCAACAAUCAGUAUGAAAAUAUCUGCGAGUCUGUCUUCAGUGAGGUAGACUCGCAGGCAGUGGAUGCCCUGGACCUGCCCAUACCUGGCUGCUUCCGUUCAAGAAGUCACAGCUAUCUAAGAGCUAUCCAGGCUGGCUGUUCUCAGGAUGAUGACAAUGUAUCCGUCCGCUCGGUGUCUCCUCCACCUAUAGCAACCACAGUUAGAACCAUGCAAACCAACACCAUGUCAUCGUGCAUAACCACUUAUAAGAAGACUCCUCCACCAGUUCCACCAAGAACCACAUCUAAACCAUUUAUUUCAGUUACAGUCCAGAGCAGCACAGAAUCGGCACAAGACACAUACCUCGACAAUCAGGACCACAAGAGUGAUCUAAACAGUCAGUCCGGUCUCAGCAAUUCUUCGGAUAGCUUGGAUAGUGCCAGGGCUCUGAAUACUACUAAAACAGGAAGCAUCAGUGCUCCAGUUCGUGAACAGUUAGACAACCAAAACCAACACAGAAAUGCUACAGUGACAACUGAGAAGGGACCACUCGUUACUGAGGACCCAAAGGUGGAACCUCCUCCGAAAAGGAAGCUCUCUUCUAUAGGGAUACAGGUUGACUGUUCCCAGAACUUAAUUAAGGAACAAGAUUCUCAACUUAUCAACAAAUUCCAGUCUAUUGGAAUACAAGUGGAAGACGAGUGGCACUUAAGCCGCUCCAGCAGCAUGACGUCAAAACAAGAAACCGACUCUGAUACACAGGAAUGUAGUAAUUCUACUGCAGGAUCCCAGGACAAAAGCAAUCAGCUUUCGGAUUCAACUCAGCAUCACAGCACCUCAAACCCUGAACCUUCGGUACGGCAGCAUGCUAAAAGCUCCCAGACAAAAAAUAAGGCUUUUGCUUAUGGAGAUAACUUAGAUCCAGCUCUAGAUCCAUCCUCUUUACCACCGCCGGAGCCAUGGUUAGAAUCUACUAACAAUCUUCCUGUUGAACCAGUACAUGCUACUUCAUGUCGUCGGGAUGGUUACUGGUUCUUGAAACUGUUGCAAGCAGAGAAAGAAAGAAUGGAAGGAUGGUGUCAUCAAAUGGAGAAAGAAACCAAAGAAAAUAACCUAUCUGAAGAAGUCCUAGGAAAAAUCCGGAGUGCAGUAGGAAGUGCACAGCUUUUGAUGUCUCAGAAAUUGCAGCAGUUCCAUGGUCUCUGCGAACAAAAUCUGAACCAAAAUGCAAACCCACGACCGACUGCACAAGAUUUAGCUGGCUUUUGGGAUAUGCUGCAGCUUUCUAUUGAAGACAUCAGCUUGAAGUUUGAUGAACUUUAUCAUCUUAAAACUAAUGACUGGCAACUAGUUGAAAUGCCAGAAAAGAAGGAAGAGAAAAAGCUGCCCCCUCCCGUGCCAAAGAAACCAGCAAAAGCCAAGACUCCUUUAAAUCGUGAGAAACUAACCGAUUCAGCAGACAAGCAGCGCCAGGAAGCUCGUAAGCGAUUAAUGGCAGCUAAGCGAGCUGCAUCUGUACGACAGAACUCUGCAACAGAGAGCGCAGAUAGUAUUGAGAUAUAUGUUCCUGAAGCACAGACCCGGCUGUGAAUUGGAGUAGAUCUUUUGUAUACAUUUUGGGCUAAUUUUAAAACUUCAGUCUGUGCUAUUCUACAAGCAACGUUUAGCAUCAAGUAAUACAAUGCAAUGUUUAUUAGUAUAAAUGGCAUUGCUAUUCAACAGAAGACUAUUAAAACCCUUUCUUUCUAAAUGUUAAAUCUGAUCUCAUCAGUGUGUAUAUUGGUUGCCAUGCUUCUCUAUCAUUUGCAUGGCUUUGUCUUAUCCAUCACAGUCAAUUUUUCUGUACAGUUAUCAAAUUGCUUUGUGUAUCAUUCAUGCCUCAAUAGCAAAUGGUGUUUUCUCUAGCGUAUACAGGAAAAGGACUGGAAAAAGUACAUCAACAAUUCUUCAUUAAUUUAACUGUUGAAAAUUUGAAGGAAGAUGAAGUUUCUUUGAAUAACAAAACCUGAGCUCAAUUUUAUUGGGUUGUUGCUACUUUUGUUCUAAGGAAUGUGUUCAAGUAGUUCACCUGCAAAAAUGAUAGCUUUUCAGAAUAUGCUUCCAAUGGCUCUGUAAAUUUGGAGUGCUGCUGUAAAAUGAUGUAAAACCCCUCUACCAUUCAGUAGAGCAAAGCAAUAGAGCAUUUCAAUGUUCUCACAUUUUUUCAAAUGUACAGAAGUGACACAAAUUAUUCAGAACCAUUUUAUGAAACAAGCACAUACAACAAAAAAGGUUUUAUCAAAACUGAUCUGGUAAUAACCUUUUAAGAUGUGUUCUUGGAUUUUGCAGCCAAAAUUUUAAAGUAUUUGUCUCAUUUGUUAUGAUUACUUCCUGAAUCUAGUAGUAGCUUAAAGUGGUUGUUUAUAUGUAGAUAACUAGUUAAGAUUUUAAGCAUUCAGAUGAAGAUAAAUUAUGGAGAGAACCAUUAAGUGUUUUGAUUGACUUAAGAAUCCUGUUAGGUGCAAGUGUCCUGUUCAAAAAAAAGUUGGUGAACAUUCAUAAAAACGUGAAAGAAGCACUACCUAAUAGCUUUUGUCCAAAUAUACUUUCUAUUGUGUAGUGGUCUCCAUUAUUUCAUCUCCGUGUUGCACAGUGUCGUGUUUAGAAGAUUGCCAAAUGUUUGUCAACCAUGUUCUCAUUCUGUUUCUUUUAAUGGCUUUUAGUAGAAGAAAUAAUUAACUUUUGAACAUUCAAAAUGCCAUUACUUAAACAUUAAACCCAUGAACAAAAGAUUUUAAUUUCAAAGAUUCACUAUUUAAAAUCUUGUUUGGUUAUAAUGCAACUAUGGUAAACCUGUAUUUGUUGCUUUGAACGAUUACUCAUGCUUUUUUCCAUCUGAGGAAUUGAUUAUCUGCAUUUGUGCCCAAGUUUAAAUGCAUUAGGACAAGAUCACAUUUUACUAGAGAUGAUGAGAUUUGUUACUCAUCACUGAACUAUCAUUGGUGGACUGUUUUUUAAAAAAUAUUUUCCAUAAAGAGAUGUCUGGGGGCAAAGUUGCCUUCUAGCUUGAGUUUCUUUGUGAUGGUCUUUCUUUUAUAGGAGUGAUGGUACUUUCAGUUAAAGUAUAUAUCCAUAGAGUACCAUAAUUUCACAAAGAUAAUGCUCACUAUAAUUUUCUAUCUAUCAAAAAUAUCCCCAGAAUGCUGUAUCUAGCUCUGUGCCUCCUGACUCAGAUGUCUCUAACAUAAAGAUAGCUGUUGCACCAAUUCACAAUCACAUGCCUCAUCUCUGCUCUGAUAAGACUUAGCUAGCUUGGGUACCCAAUUUAUAUGAACCUAUGAUAGUGCAGAAGAAACUAAACAGCUGGCAUUUUGCUGUAUUGAAGAAUAUCAAAGGAGUGGAUCAAUCAUUUUAGAACAGCAUUUUACUGUUAUUAAGAUGCUUCACAUUCCACAAUACAUGGGGCUAUACAUGAAAAUGAUUAAAUACAAAUAAUUCCUAAUUUACAUAACUGUACUAUCAAGGUAAUAUUUUUGUUGGUCUGCUUUAAUUGUAUUCAAUAGAAGUAUGUGAUACUCAAACAUUGUGUAUAAUCUGAAGUAAGAGAUCACAGUGAAUGUAAAUGACACAUCUUAAUUUGAAAAAAAAUGUAACUUUGUAACUACAACCCAGAAUGAACUUUUCGGAAAGGCUUUGGCAACUGAGUUUGUGGGUACUGGGUGAUGUUGGUUGCGACACUUCCUUUUACCUUUGGUUUUAUUGUACCUACAAUAGUGGGAUGAAAGUAUAGUCUAUUUAACCAUUGUUGAUGGUUCUAAGUGAAAUGUUUAGCUGGUCUCGGUAUGAAAGUUAAUCUUAAAUAUACACCAAUUUAAUUGGUGCCUUUAAUGAGUCUAUAAGCUGACAAUGAAGAGGAAAUUCUGUAAAAUAGUAUAUAAUCUUUUGUUUCUUACUAUUGGCCAUCAGGAAGUACUAAGGAAAGAAGAUUGCACAUUGAAGAAGUUGAGCCACUUAAGAUUUGGGUUCUUGCAUACUAUUAGGACAAAGUCAAAGGAACUAUAGUGUCUCUAUGAUCUGGAAUUGCCUGAUGCUGUAACUGAAUUACAAAGUCUGAAAGUCUUCCAUUUCCCAGCAUCAAUAUGCCUGAACUUGAGCACAAGAAGUUGCAAAGCUUAUAUUUGCCUCAAGUAGUACAGUUUUGGUAGACCAGCAAAAAGAGGUACAGCCUUUAACCUAGACUGCAUUUCCUUUUUUAACUGGUGCUUUAUGCUUUUCAAUCACUCACUUUCUUCCCCCACUCCACCCACUUCCACUGCAGAACAGAAGACAUUUUCACAUGAUACUCAUGUAACACAUGAACUGUGGCAGUUCAAGGAGGCAGACAUCUCAAGGGCAUUAGGGAUGGGCAACAAAUAUUGGCCUCACCUGUGAUGCCAGCAUCCCCAAUGAAUGAUUUUUUUAAGAAGUAAUAAACUAUUUGACACGUGCAAUCCUAUUAAACAAGUUUAGAUGAAAGGCCAAAAACAUGCCUCCAAUCAGACUUUCAAGUAAAAAAUAAGAAUAAUAGGUGUUAUCAAAGUCCAGACACUAUCCUGAUUUGAUUCAUACUUUUCAAUGUGUUUUGAUUCAAUGCAAGCAAGAAAGGCUUGUAAGUUAUCUCAGCCUUUGUGUUAGUUACAAUGGAUAUUAAUUUCAGAUUGCAGUAUGUUCAGCAUAAGCACUUUAUUUUAAUAUGACAAUUAUUGCUGCAAAUACAACAUCAUUGUAAUGCAAUUAAGUCAGCAUUGUCAAGCCUAGGCAGUUCACAACUUUUUUUGAAGUGUUCUGCUGUACAUUUUCAACAAGAUGCACAGUAAGGACUUUCCACAAUAAGCAUAAGGGCUAACCGAUGAAUUGCUGAGUAUGUUUUUAUGAGGAGUGUUUGUAAAUAAUACUGCUGAUAAACGUUGUGCAUUAGAUGUCCGAGGACCAGACUUUGCAGCACACUUUAAUGUUUUAAAACUGAAUAUCGUAUUAUUUAAAUUCAUUAUACUUCAAAUUGUAAGAGCAUGAAAUAGGCAUUCCCAGAGGAAGGUACCAUUUAGAAUUUUCUAUCAACACCUGAGAAGCAAAAUUUCUGUAUCAUGAUAAAAUUUCUAUAAAAAUUUGUGGUCUAGGCUGCAAUUUUUGUUAUGCUA
Messenger RNA from Carcharodon carcharias (great white shark), 6503 nucleotides. RefSeq names its product disks large-associated protein 4-like. Gene Ontology annotation, molecular function: molecular adaptor activity. The transcript has 13 exons. Gene Ontology annotation, cellular component: postsynaptic specialization; glutamatergic synapse. NCBI's taxonomy places the organism in Eukaryota, Metazoa, Chordata, Chondrichthyes, Lamniformes, Lamnidae. The coding region runs from base 1 to 2937 and encodes 978 amino acids. The record is from RefSeq and is a predicted model, not a curated record. Gene Ontology annotation, biological process: signaling.